Cyanidioschyzon merolae strain 10D is the source of this 705-nucleotide messenger RNA. RefSeq lists its product as hypothetical. The transcript has a single exon. The record is from RefSeq and is a predicted model, not a curated record. NCBI's taxonomy places the organism in Eukaryota, Rhodophyta, Bangiophyceae, Cyanidiales, Cyanidiaceae. Bases 1 to 705 code for a protein of 234 amino acids.
AUGGGUUGUCGCUCGGUUCCCAGCUUCGAAGCCCUGAGUGGCGAGCCGUGGACCUCGCGAGCGCGUUUCCGCCGCUGGUUGCGCACCAAGUUACCUCGCCGCAGACAAGCUGUCACUACUGAACCGCGAACCGGCGGCGGUGUGAUACUCUUUCAUCCGGAUUACGAGUUCCGUCAGUGCCGAUGUGCCGUCUUCCAUCUGAAUAUCUUGGGGGUACUGAUUGCGCUGGGGCAAGGCGUUUACCGGCUGGCAAGGGCGCUUGCGAUGCAGGCUUGGAGACAGCCCCACGAUUCGCUGUUUGCGGACACAGGGCCGCACUGGUUUCCCGCCGAUAACUGCGUUUGUGGGCACCGCUUUGCGGAUCAUAUGCCGCUGCAUGCGGCUGUUGAUGAGCGGAUAGCGUUCUUGGAAACCGAGUACAAACUCUGGGAUUUCUAUCGAAUCGACGUUCGUCACCUGACGCCACCGGAGACAAUUCCAAGGCUUGCUCUUGUCCCUCCAGACGUUGUAACGAUGGCGUCAGCGGUACACUGGAAGCGUCAUUUUUUGCAUCGUUGUCUACCGCUUGGAAAGGAUACCCAGGUGGAAAAGCUGCUGCUGCUGCAUGGUACCGAGGUAUCCGGGGGCAAGUUACGUACUCGUUUUGUACAUACUUCCCGCAGACUGCCGCACACGCUGGGCGGAGCACCCCUUUCUCGGAUAUAA